Molecule: messenger RNA, 5805 nt
Organism: Alligator mississippiensis (American alligator)
Lineage: Eukaryota; Metazoa; Chordata; Crocodylia; Alligatoridae
Gene: FADD
Product: Fas associated via death domain
Exons: 3
Coding region: 116-691 (191 amino acids)
Biological process (GO): signal transduction; regulation of apoptotic process
Molecular function (GO): protein binding
Source: RefSeq, a predicted model, not a curated record
UCAUUCACGUAACUUCCUGUGAAAGGCUCGCCCUCGGCACAGCAAAGUUUUUCUUCACUGCAGUGUGGAUCUCUGAAUCAGGACAGUAUAGAGUAAACCAGGAAGGCUUGUCACCAUGGACCCAUUUUUAUCUCUGCUGAAUUCAAUUUCUUUGAACCUAUCUGACGGUGAUCUCUCUUCCCUUAAAUUUCUUUGUCGGAACAAAAUAAGCAAAAGGAAGCUUGAAUCAGUCAAAACUGGAAACGAUCUUUUUGCCAUCCUUCUUGAACAGCAGGAGAUUACAAGUGAUAAGAUAGAUUUUCUCCAGUUCCUGAUCAAAACCCUUAAAAGAGAUGAUCUUGCAAUGUGGCUAGAACAAUUUGUAGAAGAAGGAGAAGGCGAUAUUGUUGAUCAACCAGAUAUCAAAGAAAAACGUCAGCUGAAUGCUGCCUUUGAAGUCAUAUGUGACAAUGUUGGGAGAGAUUGGAAAAUGUUGAUUCGAAAACUUGGAAUUUCUGAUGCAAAAAUCGAUAGAAUUAUGACAGCCAACCCUUAUAAUUUGCAAGAACAAUUGAUGCAGUCACUUCGAGAAUGGCAGAAAUGGAAAGGAAAGGAAGCUAAGGUUGCUGAUGUAGUAAAAACCCUUCGGGAUUGUAAAAUGAACCUUGCAGCAGACAAAAUCGAACAGGAACUUUCAAAACUGGAGAUAUGAAACUGAAUGAAAUCCAUACAAAACCAGUUUUAAUGAUGUAUUUGUUAAUCCAGAGAAUGUGGUGCAAAGUGACGGAGUACUGCCUAAUCGUCCAAAUUGGACCUGGGCUCUUUUGGGUUUUUGUUCCUUUCUUUGCCAUUUGCUUAGAGCUCCUAGUCUGAAUUUACACCCCCGCCCAAUAUCAGAAGAUGCUAAUUUGUUUGGAUGCUUCAGUUUUUGAUUCUCACCCUGAGACUAUUUAACUGAUUUUAAUUUUUUUUUUUCCAGCAAAGGAUAAACACUCUGAGAAACCUUACAUUUUCCCAGGUUAGGUGCCUAAAAUCAGUAGUAUCUUCUGAAAAGUCUGACCUUUGCUUCUGAGUAUUUCUGGUACUUGCAUUCCUGCAUAGGCACUAAAUUAUGAAAUUUUUGCUUCCCACUGCUGCAAAACUGGAAUAGUACUAUUAAUCGAUGGUGCCCAUCUCAAAGAAAAAUGCCGUGAGCCUUAAUUAAAUAAUUCUUAUAAAGGGUUUUGUAUUUCUUGGAUGAAGGGCUUCCUCUAUGCAAAAGUAUCUUGACUUUUGUGCAUUCAAGAGCAAAGUUUCAGUUUCUUUAAUAGCCAUAUCUCAACCUACCAUCUUAUUCAAGGAAUUUGCUUUUUAUUUCAGUUGCUUUUAAAUUUUUUACCUUGAAACAUAUACUCAGGCCGGCCGCUGUAGGAACAAGAACGUCAGAUUUCUUGGGGUUUUUUUGUUGGGUUUUUUUUUUUGUCCAUUUUUGUAUUAAAUCUGUGGUGCAGCAUAUGCCUAGCACCCUCCUUUGAACUAUGAAACAUCUCCUGCCAGAUAUGGUAAAGUAAGAAGUAUCUUCUGACAGUUGCUGAAAGUCCUCAUUUUCCACAGAAGGAUACUACACCUCCAUAGCACCAGGUCUUGAGGUUUUGAGUGGGAGGAACCUGGCUCCUAUAGUAACUUUCCUUACCUGUAAGUGGGUUUGUUUUCACAAUAAAGUGCCUGAACCAAAGAUUUUUAUACUAAGUGCUUUCUCCCACCCUCAAAGUGCUGUCUCAACACUAUGAAAUACACAGAUUCAAGGAACAGCGUUUAAAAUGCCCUCCUGAAGCACUAAAGCUUACUUCCUGUGCUUACCACUCUCUCAGGACUCCCUUCAAAAUCAUCACCAGAGGAGUGGUGUCCUGUGAGGGGUUGCUCCUUUUGAUUCUACUCAUUUUGGAAGCAAAGGAUCAUCCCAUGGGGAAACUAAAAAAAACAAUAUUUCAUGCUUUCAUAACUAGCUUCUUUUGCAGAAGAAAGGAAUGUUACCAAAGGAAAUAACAAUCCAGUCCUCUAUAGUUUAUCUAUGGGAAGAUCAGAUCUUUCAGACACGUGGCUCUCACUGAAGAUAGCUCUGGAUGCAAUUCCUUUCUCAUGAGCUUUCUACAAUUCUUUUUUCAUUCUGCUCCUUUACAAUGACCUAAGCAGCCCACAAUUGAGAGGCAUCUGAGCAAGGGCAACUUAAGGUAAUACAGCAUCUUCUACAAUUUAAAAAUGUAGCCCUAACCCAAGCUCAUUAAAACUGCGUCUUCUUUAAAAGCUACUGUGCCUAAUUCACUCUUAUUUUUGUCUAACUAAACAGCUACUAUACAGAUGUAGAUCCAGGAUUUCCCAAAUCAGGGUGCAGGAGCAGCAACCCACACUGCCCUGGUGGCUGAAACUCUUGCUCCCAGCCUCCUCUGCCCAUACCAAUGUGGGCAGACCACCCUUGGGAGCCUCCAGGGACAACUCUAAGUCCCUAAAGCAGGUGAAAAUCCCCCUUCUUCUCUUCCUCAGCCUGCCACUAUUGGUUUCCCUACUGUUCCAGGGGUGGGGGAAGCAUCAGAGCUGUUCAGGGACUGGGCUCAUCUAGGGAUGGGGACAAUGCCAACAGCCUGGCAUAAAAGUAGUUCCCCUCUCCCUGACUCAUGCCUUGGAAGCAGGUACAGAGAAAGGGAUCUCCCCCACCCACCUGCAGCUGAGCCCAGCCCACAUGCAGCCCAGUUGGGGUGGACAUAAACAGCUCUGGUGCUUCCCAUGCCCCCAGGACAGUGGGGAAAGCAACAGCAUCAGGUGAGGAGAGAGAUCUUCAGCUCCUUUAGGCUAGGGACAGAAAUUACACGUGAACUGUUAUAAGUGAUUGGAAAUCGGUUCAAGUCUGUAGCACAGCAGGGCUAGGGACAGACAUUCAAGAAUCCAGAGUCUGAACUGAUUCAACCUUUGCAGGUUAGUCUAACCUGCCUAGGCUGAACCGGUUUGUAACAGGACAAACAUUCUUUCCAGACUGAGGCAGGCACAUGACUGCAGUUGUUCAGGUCAGGCACUGGGAGGUGCUAGAGCAUGCCCUCGGUUGCAGGGAAGCUGUGCUGGGGAGGGGGCAUGGCCAGUCUGAGCUGAACUGGCUAGAGAGGGGUUUAAUUCCUCCCUCUCUAUCCCACUAGCAGGGAUCUGAGCCAGGUUGGCCAGGUGCUCCCCUCUGGCUGCUGCAGAAAGGUGGCACCAUGGUCCCCAAGGCAGAGGGGGGCAGAGAAGAGAGUUAGUCUUCCCUCUACCCCCACUGGCAGCUGGGUCUCCCUGCCAUUGCUGCCGUGCUCUCUGAAUAGACCCUCUGCUGUCCUCUCCACCAGAUGAGGGAGGGAGGAGAAAUAACCCCUGUCCCUGCACCCCCGUCCCCCUCCAAGGGGCACUGCCGGUCGGUAUCUGACUGCUCCCCUGCCCUGCUGCUGCAGCGGGAGGGGGAAGGGCCCUUGGUGGGGGCAGCAGUCCCUGUCAUAAUGUGGGGAAGAACAAGCCUCUUCCCAGCGGGGGUGCUGAGCUGCAGGGCCAGCAGAGCUGUGGCAAGCUGCAUGCAGCAGCACUGGAAUCCAGAGUGGGCCAGAGCCUUGCAACCUCCCCUCCCUCUCCCCCCAUAGCACUGUUGCACUUUGCAGCAGCUCUCCCAGGCCCAGAGAGCAGCCCCCACUGGGAAGGGGCUUGCAUUCCAGGAAGCCAUGGGAGGCUGUUGCCCAUCAUGGUCACUCGCUGCUCCAGCUGAUGGAUGGGGGUGGAGCCUGGCUCCCACUGCUCAGUCUCUAGUCGGGGCAAGACCCCUCCCGGCAAGAGGGGAUUUAUUCAGCUACUCGCCUCAAGCACAGGCUGAGCGGCAGCUGCCGCUGGGCUGGGCACAGCCCGCUGUGCUGCCAGUGGCCAGCGGCCCUGAGCACAGAAAUGCUCCUGGCACCACAGUGGGGUCUGCCUGGCCCAGCCACUGCCAUCACUCUGUGCUCAGGGCCAGCCCCCUCCUGGCAGGAGAGAGCUUAUUCAGCCACUGGCCCUGAGCUCGGGCCAACUGGCAGCUGCAGUCAGGCCAUGCAGACCCUGCUGCAGUGCCAGCAGCCUCUCUGCAUCUGGCCCUUUCCAGCCCCGAUGCUGCUGCACACAGUCUGCCACAGCUCUGACAGCCCUGCAGCACAGUGCCCCCACUGAGAAGGGGCUACUGUCCCCAACAAGGGCCCUGCCCCUUCCCACCGCAGCGGUGGAGAGGGGGCAUGGCUAGGCAGGGCCCCUGGGGGCAGGGGGGAGGAGCAUGGAACGCAGCAGCAAGGGUGGGCAGACCUGGCUGCCAGUGGGGGUAGAGGGGAGACUAACUCUCCUCCCUGCCCUCCUCUGCUUCAGAGGCCAUGGUACCCCUCUGCUGCAGCAGCAAGGGGGGAAUGCCCAGCAGACCUGCCAGCCUGAUCGAGAUGGGGGGAAUUAAACGCCUCCCUGGCCAGACCCCUGCCCCUGCCUGUCUCUGUUUGGGCUGCAGAUCAGAGGGGUGGGGCCAGCCUGGAGCAGAGAGCCCAGCCUAUAGAGCAUGCCAGGAUGCUGGGGGUCUCUGGUUUAACUUAAACCAGUAAGGGAUCUGGGACAGACAUUGCAUAAACCAGUUUGAGCCAAAUCAGUUAAGUCUGAUACUACAUUCAACCAGAUUUAUCUCAGACCAGUUUCAACCAUUUUGAAACUGGUAUAUGUGCACUGGAUGUCUUUUCUUUUACAGGUUUAAACCAGUUUCUGAUCACUUAAACUGGUUUGUGUGUACUGUCUGUCCCUAGCCCAGAAGUUCAAUGUGUAUAAACUGCUUUCAAAAUGUCUGAAACUGGUUUAAGAUAACCUAAAUCAGUUUCUCCAUCUAUCCAUCCAGGUUAAGUCAGUUACUGAAUUUCUGUCCCAGAUCCUCUCCAGAUUCAAGUUAACCCCAUCAUCCCAGGAUGCUUUACACCUCCCCUGCAACCCCCUUCCCCCCCCCCCUCCUUGCAGGGCGGGUGGGCUAGCCUUGACCCAAGCUACCUGCUCCAGGCAAGUAGGGAGGCAUGCUCUAGUGCCACCUAACUUCUGGCCUAGGCCGCUGCAGGUAUGUGACUGCAUUUCUGGAAUAAAAGUGAAUGUUUGUUCCAUUGCUUAUUGGUUAAAUCUAUGCUGCUUAGACUAACCUGUGAAGAUUGAAUUGAUUCAGCCUCAACUUUUUUAACUGUCUGUACUUAGCCAUAAGGGCUUUAAAAAGUCCUCAGAAGCUCCUGUGGUGUGGUCCAAUCCAAAAGGGGUGUGCAGCCCUACCCACUCUGGAUCCACUCCUGCACUAAGUAUCAUAAGACUGAGAAAAAGUGGUAGAACGGGUGUCAACAUAAACUAUAACAAAAAUGACAAGUGUUCUACAGAAAUUGUCACAGGCUUCUCAACCUUUUUCAAGGUACUUGGUGCACCUGCUUCAUAAGCUGACAAGGUAACAUUUAAUUACAAUUAUUAGAAACAUUUCAAUGUGUACUCCCUGUUUGCACUGCAAUAUUACAAAAAGCCUACAGACCAAUUAAAGCCUGUCUUAAGGAAUUAAGUAAUGCACAGCCUUCUUCGUUGGCCUUCUUUACCAGGGCAAAAAACAUCAUUUGUUUUGUGGAGUUAAUAUGACUGCACAUCCAGUCACCCAACAACUGCCAUGUUUUCUGAAGAAAUUAUGUUUGGCUCAAAUCUGCAUGUGCUUUAGAAUUUGUAUACAUUAGGUGCACUUCAUAAAUGUUGUUUCUUUAAAAAAAAAAACAAACCUCACAUUUUUAAUAAAAUGGAAGUAGAGCCUGUAUUGAAAGUUGA